AUGCCCGUCCCUUUUGAGGCUCUUCUUCCCUAUGCCAUCAUGAUUGGUAUGUUUGGUAUCUCUGGUACUGGUCUUGCCGUCGUCAAGAACUGGCAGAACGAGGGCAAACGACCCCGUUACUCCGUAGAUCAAUGGGAUAGACCAGAUGAUAGCUCGAGGGUACUAACGAAUUGGACAGUGAUGGACCGUGACCGCCGACUUACGGGAACUCUACGAGGACAAACAGACAAACCGGAAGCGCCUUUAGGCUUCGAGUUGAACAACCCAUGGAAGUUGGAAACACGCUUUUCUUAA
Fusarium fujikuroi IMI 58289 is the source of this 294-nucleotide messenger RNA. RefSeq lists its product as uncharacterized. The record is from RefSeq and is a predicted model, not a curated record. NCBI's taxonomy places the organism in Eukaryota, Fungi, Ascomycota, Sordariomycetes, Hypocreales, Nectriaceae. Bases 1 to 294 code for a protein of 97 amino acids. The transcript has 4 exons.